This is a messenger RNA of Grus americana (Whooping crane), 3135 nucleotides long. It is a transcript of the gene FNBP4, whose product is annotated as formin binding protein 4. Gene Ontology annotation, molecular function: protein binding. The transcript has 17 exons. Bases 56 to 3049 code for a protein of 997 amino acids. Lineage: Eukaryota; Metazoa; Chordata; Aves; Gruiformes; Gruidae. The record is from RefSeq and is a predicted model, not a curated record.
CAGGCGCGGCCGCAGCCCUGAGGCGCCGUUCCCGCCGCCUCCGGCCUCCGCCGCCAUGGGGAAGAAAUCCCGCGCCGCGCCGGGCCGUCGGCCCAUCCUUCAGCUUUCUCCUCCCGGUCCCCGCCGGGAUGAGGCGGCGGUACCGUCGACUGAAGGGGCUGACUCGGGUUCCGAGCCGGACGAGCCCGAAGCGGUGGCGGAGCCCCCCCGCAGCACGCCCAACCCGCCGCCCCCCACGCCCUCCGCCGUCAAGCCCACAGGAGGCUUGUGUCUGCUUGGUGCCUACGCAGACAGUGACGAUGAGGAGGGCGAAACCCCGGAGAAGUCGUCCCGUUCUGCGGAUGCAAACGGCAAUAAUUCGGCAGACAUUGACAGCACGCUGGCAAACUUCCUGGCGGAGAUCGAUGCCAUCACGGCUCCUCCGCAGCCCACCGAGCCCUCUGCCGCCUCCUCGGCGCCGCCCCCCACGCCUCCCCGCCCGGAGCCCAAGGAGUCGGGCUCGGGCCAGUCCUCAGGCACCGCCAACGGCGCGAGCUCUGUGCCGGCCCCGGAGUGGCAGUACGACACCCAGUGCUCGCUGGCAGGAGUGGGGGAGCUGGAGAUGGGUGACUGGCAGGAGGUGUGGGACGAGAACACCGGCUGCUACUAUUACUGGAACACCCAGAGCAACGAGGUGACCUGGGAGCUGCCGCAGUACCUGGCGACGCAGGUCCAGGGCCUGCAGCACUACCAGCACAGCACUGUGGCAGGCGCCAAUGGCAGCUUCGUAGCGUCCGCCGAGCUGUACCCCCAGGAGAAGGGAGCUGCCCCGAGCAGCGUCGGCCGUGGAGCCAGCCUCACCAAGCGGGAGGUGAAGAAGGAAGUGAACGAAGGCGUGCAGGCCCUCUCCAACAGUGAGGAGGAGAAGAAGGGGGUGGCUGCAGCCCUUUUGGCACCGCUCCUGCCUGACGUGGUGAAGGAGGAAGAGGAGCGCUGGAGGAGAAAGGUGAUCUGCAAAGAGGAGGUCGAGCCGCCUCCGGAAGAGGAGGCGAAAGCAGAAGAGGUGGCAGCUGCCCCCGAAGAGCCAGAGCCUGGCAGGGAUCCCCUGGAAGACACGCUGCAGGAGGAUCUGUGCAGCGUGGUGCAGUCGGGGGAGAGUGCUGAGGAAGAGGAAGAGCAAGACACCCUUGAGCUGGAGAUGGUGCUGGAGAGAAAGAAGGCAGAGCUGCGUGCCUUGGAGGAAGGCGAUGGCAGCAUUUCGGGCUCCAGCCCACUCUCUGACGGGAGCCAGUCGGCCUCGCAGGAUGCAACCCGCAGGCUGGCCUCCAAGCGAGGGAAAUGGAAACUGUUUGUCGGAGCUGCCAGCCCCGAAUCCACGAGUCGAGGCUCCAGUAAAACAGGCCGGGAGAGCCCGGAAGCGGGAGAAGCAGCGGCGAGCACAGAAGCAGCUGAUGCAAAUUCAGACAAAGAGGCAGAGUCUGAGGAGCCCCAGGAGAAAGCAAAAGCACAAGGGGCACCAAAAAUAGAAGAGGAGGAGCAGGACCUAAAGUUUCAGAUCGGAGAGCUGGCAAAUACUCUGACUAGUAAAUUGGAGUUCCUGGGCAUCAACAGACAAUCUAUCUCCAACUUCCACAUGUUGCUGUUGCAGACAGAGACCCGCAUUGCAGACUGGCGAGAAGGUGCUCUCAAUGGAAACUACCUCAAACGCAAACUCCAAGACGCAGCCGAACAGCUAAAACAAUACGAAAUAAACGCCACCCCUAAAGGCUGGUCCUGCCACUGGGACAGGAUCUCUGGAUCACCUCUUCUGACCAACAGCUCUGACAAAGGACAAACUUCAACUCAUCGACGGAACGAAGAACAAGAUUUCUGUCUCCUGCCAGCAGGGAGCAUAGACGCUAUUUCUAUGUUAACGAGCGCUCAGGAGAGUCGCAAUGGGAGUUCCCCGACGGGGAGGACGAAGAGGACGGACAGCGGACCACUGACAGAAAAGCCGACGGUCCUCCUAAACCACCUCCAAAAGACAAAGGAGAGCGCGCCGAGGAACCCGCCGAGCACUCCGCAGUCCUCUGUCCCGGUCCUCCAACCUCCUUUGCCUUUGGAAAUGCCUCCGCCGCCUCCGCCUCCACCGGACUCACCCCCGCCGCCGCCCCCACCGCCCCCGCCUCCCGGAGAAGACGGCGAGAUCCAGGAAGUGGAGAUGGAAGAUGAGGGGGGCGAGGAGCCGCCUGCCCCAGGAACGGAGGAAGACGCUCCCCUGAAACCUCUCCUGCGCCCCGCUGCCAGCACCAGCCAGGGCGCUGUUGAACCGAGCCCGGCCCCGCUGCUCUCCACCAAGCCUCAGAAGAGGAAAGCUGUGGAGAUGAGCCCGGGGCUGAUGCAGCGAACAGCCACCAUCGGCAGCUGCCCCGUCAUCUACAGCCAGCCCCUGAUGGCCGCCGGCAAGUACCAGCCUUCGGCCGUGCCCCUCGCCUCCCUGAGGCCACGCCAGCGGCUGCAGGGUGAGAUCCAGGGCCGCCCCAACCUCCGCAUCGCACCAGGCCACGCCGGCCCUCAGCCCGCUGCGCUGGGCCUGCAGUCUGGCUACCUGGGCGUCGCAGCGCCCGCCGCACCUUCCGUCAUGAGCUACUCGGAGUGCGCUGCGCCCGUCAGCCUGGCCGCUGCUGCCGUGCAGCCAGCCCCGGCACGGGGAGCCCUGCCUGCUGCUGGCACCGCCGACCAGCCGCCUCCCCCACCACCCCCUCAGACGCCCCCGCCUCCCGCCCCCAAGGCACCACCACCACCUGAGAAGGAGAAGCCAAGGAAGGGGCGGAAGGACAAGGGCAAGAAGGGCAAGACGAAGAUGCCAUCGCUGGUGAAGAAGUGGCAGAGCAUCCAGCGGGAGCUGGACGAGGAGGAGAACUCCAGCUCCAGUGAGGAGGACCGGGAGACCACCGCCCAGCGGCGCAUCGAGGAGUGGAAGCAGCAGCAGCUGAUGAGUGGCAUGGCAGAGAGGAACGCCAACUUUGAGGCGCUGCCGGAGGACUGGCGAGCGCGGCUGAAGCGGAGGAAAACCGCGUCGAGCACAUGAGGCGCGCCGCACUCGUUUUUUACAGAUGUACAGUUCAGAGCCCUUCACCACUUGACCGUUGUCCAAUAAAUUGUAGCAGUUUGGGA